Messenger RNA from Phycodurus eques (leafy seadragon), 1463 nucleotides. Its product is annotated as guanine nucleotide-binding protein subunit alpha-13-like. NCBI's taxonomy places the organism in Eukaryota, Metazoa, Chordata, Actinopteri, Syngnathiformes, Syngnathidae. Gene Ontology annotation, biological process: adenylate cyclase-activating G protein-coupled receptor signaling pathway; Rho protein signal transduction. Gene Ontology annotation, molecular function: guanyl nucleotide binding; G-protein beta/gamma-subunit complex binding; D5 dopamine receptor binding. Gene Ontology annotation, cellular component: heterotrimeric G-protein complex; brush border membrane. The record is from RefSeq and is a predicted model, not a curated record.
UCCUAGCUAGCGUCAUACGUGUAAACUACAGUCGAUAUAAAUACGUCUUUUCCUCGACGUCCAAACGGCGCAAAGAUAAGAUAUGGCGGAGUUUUAACGAGCUAAUCAUGCCGUGUCCGCGCACACCGGAGACGGCCGACCAAACAAGUCUACUUCCUGAGUGGAGGGAAGGGGCUUGGUCCCGUGCCUCCUUACGCCGCCGCACAGCGCAGCCAAAUUAGCAUCGAUGAGGCUCUCGCGAACAUGGCGGAUUUCCUGCCGUCGCGCUCCGUGCUCAAAGUUUGCCUGCCCGUGUGUCUGCUCAACAGCGGCGAGGUGGAGCAGGUCCGCCGCUCCAAGGAGAUCGACCGGCGGCUCUCCCGGGAGAAAACCUACGUGAAGCGCCUAGUGAAGAUCCUGCUGCUCGGCGCGGGCGAGAGCGGCAAGUCGACGUUCCUCAAACAAAUGCGGAUCAUCCACGGCCAGGACUUCGACCAGAGAGCCCGAGAGGACUUCCGAGCCACCAUUUACAGCAACGUUAUCAAAGGCAUUCGUGUGUUGGUGGACGCCCGCGAGAAGCUGCACAUUCCAUGGGGUGACCCGGGCAACCAGCAGCGGGGCGACAAGCUGAUGGCUUUCGACACGCGUUCGUCCAAGAUGGUCCGCGGGCAGCUGGAGACGCCCGUCUUCCUGCAGUACCUGCCCGCCACCAAAGCCCUGUGGGCCGACACCGGCAUCCAGCACGCCUAUGACCGCCGUCGUGAGUUUCAGCUGGGCGAGUCCGUCAAGUAUUUCUUGGAUAAUCUGGAUAAACUUGGCGAGCCGAAUUACCUGCCGAGUCAGCAGGACAUAUUACUGGCCCGAAAGCCCACCAAGGGGAUCCACGAGUACAACUUCGAGUUGAAGAACGUCCCCUUCAAGAUGGUGGACGUGGGCGGCCAGCGGUCCGAGCGGCGACGCUGGUUCGAGUGCUUCGACUCUGUCACCUCCAUCCUCUUCCUCGUAUCCUCCUCCGAGUACGACCAGGUUCUGAUGGAGGACCGUCAGACCAACCGGCUGUGCGAGUCGCUCAACAUCUUCGAGACCAUCGUCAACAACCGCGUCUUCGCCAACGUGUCCAUCAUCCUCUUCCUCAACAAGAUGGACCUGCUGGAAGAGAAGGUGAAGAGCGUGCCUCUCAAGGACUACUUCCCCGACUACAGCGGGCCCGAGCACAGCCUGCCCGACGUGCAGGCCUUCAUGGUAGAGUGCUUCCGGGCCAAGCGACGCGACGCCACCCAGAAGCCGCUCUACCACCACUUCACCACCGCCAUCAACACGGAGAACAUCCGGCUGGUGUUCCGGGACGUCAAGGACACGAUUCUCCACGACAACCUCAAGCAGCUCAUGCUCCAAUGACCCUCUGUGCACGACCUACAAGCGGGACUCGAGAAGAAGAAUCCGGUAGAACUCAUCGGCUGCUUAUACGUUAGUGAGUCGUGGUU